Messenger RNA from Colletotrichum phormii, 1640 nucleotides. RefSeq lists its product as uncharacterized. The coding region runs from base 206 to 1333 and encodes 375 amino acids. The record is from RefSeq and is a predicted model, not a curated record. Gene Ontology annotation, biological process: positive regulation of catalytic activity. The transcript has 2 exons. Lineage: Eukaryota; Fungi; Ascomycota; Sordariomycetes; Glomerellales; Glomerellaceae. Gene Ontology annotation, cellular component: fungal-type vacuole; cell periphery.
ACGAUACACCACCUGCGAUAAUAAUAUCGAUAGCUCGCUUUCAUACGGCCUCGACCGAAAGGCGGAGGGCAUAUUAAUAUGCGAGCCUCUUUACACGCCAUUGACGAAGCGUUCCACUCACGACGCUCACAAUCGCAGACGACCUCGUCAUAGCACCCCCUCCCCUCGAGUUCAGCGUCCAGCCUAAGCCAAGGCUGCGACUGCGAUGAGCACAUCCAGCCACCCGCCUGGCAGUUCCGCCUCAGCCGACUUUCGAGCAUCAGUAGGCACAAGCAGUACCGCAAUCGAUAAUGGUGCCCCGCGCCUGCGCUUACAACCGAAAUCGCUCCCACCAUGGAUAGAUUCAUACGAGACGCGGUACGGCCAACCCAGCGAAGACCAGCUUCAACUGCUAUCACCCCCGGCACGAACCGUUCCACCUCACCACAACCACCAGCCUAAGGAGCCUGAUCGUCGGGUGUCGCGUGACGGCUGGGUCGACGAAAUGGGCGAUCCUGUCUUAGAGAAUGCUCGCCCAAACACAAACAAACGGCUUACAGACUUCUUCCGUGGCAAGGGCGCGCAACACGGCAGAAAGUGGGAUCACCUACGAACAGCAGAGCCUGUCAUCGUCUCGCAACAUAGGCCUGCAACCCAGGGCCCACCAGCAGCAUGGAAGGACUUUCUACACUCGUCGGCCUACGGUCGCACGGAAGGCGAGGAGUCGGAGGUUGUGGAUGUCAGCAUGCUAGAUAAGCUGCAACCCGACUUUAAUAAGCGAUACGACUCGCAUGCCCACCGAGAUUUGGAAAAGGGGUCGAUGAAACAGAAGAGAACGAAGACCUUUGGACAAAGAAUGUGGUCCCUUAUUCUACGACACUACCUAGUGCCCCUGGUUUUCCGACUUACAGUCAUGUUCACGUCCAUCAUCGCCUUGGCUAUAGCAGCCCGGAUAUACGAAAAGGAGAACGCUAAGAGCAACGUCAGUCCGGAACGCGCGCAAAGUAUUGUCGCUAUUGCUGUCGAUACGGUGGCAGUGCCUUACAUCGGGUAUAUGAUCUGGGACGAGUACACGGGCAAGCCAUUGGGCCUUCGACCAGCCGUCCAGAAGAUUGCCCUUAUCCUGCUUGACCUCUUCUUCAUCAUAUUCAAGUCAGCCAGCACUUCUCUGGCCUUCGAAUCGCUAGUUUUCCAUAAUGUCGAAGCAGGGCAAGUGAGGCAGUUGAGUCAGGCCCUGGCAUCUUUCAUGCUGGCGGGUCUGCUGGCGUGGACCCUGAACUUCAUGGUCAACAUUUUCCGGACGGUUCAACGACUUGGAGGAGGCGAGGAUGAAAGCUCUCACGAUCGCAUGUAAUUUCGGGGGCAUGGGAGGGGUUUUCUUUGGUCUUGUUGGGUAUACCCGGUUCAUUAAAAAGCCUGUACGAUAACUGUAGCGCGCAACGGUAGCUGCGGUCCUUCCUCUUUGUUCAUUAUACAUACUUCUGGCUGUCUAGUCACACGUUGAUACCUUCCUUUACACAGUCUCAACAGUAGAAUAUGUGAUUGGCCUUUUUGUGGGACAUUUGUCAAAGUAUGAUGUGUUCUGAUGUGUCAGAUUGAAGAUGAGAGAUCUGACUCAUUUUGGCUGGGGAUGCAUUUCACAGCUGGCGGUGCCUACCUCC